Sturnus vulgaris (Common starling) is the source of this 871-nucleotide messenger RNA. Lineage: Eukaryota; Metazoa; Chordata; Aves; Passeriformes; Sturnidae. The record is from RefSeq and is a predicted model, not a curated record.
UUAUUCUAAUCUAAAUCCUGGAUAUUUCCUGGAAAAAUGAAAUCAUGUGACUUGAUUAAUCCUCUCGCUUCUCUGCCAAGGCUCAGGGACUAACAGUGUGCUGGAAAGAGGCAUUUUCCAUGCAGAGUGUCUGAUUCAUACAAGCUCACUACUUUUGCUCGCCAUGGAAGUGUUCCAGCAUCAGCUACUCAGUCUUGUUGGGAGUCUGAUCUGUUUCUGUACUCUGGUAAAAUGCAUCAAAUAUAUGCAAGACCUUUUCCCAUAUAUCUGGAAUUCUUUACCUUAGGCUUUCUUUUGUUCAAUGAGAGAAUGGGCAGUGAUCACAGGAGCAGGAGAUGAGAUUGGAAAAGCAUAUUCCUCCAGAGUUUCUGGCUCAGAACUGCUGUCUUGCUGCUUGGAUGUCAGGGUACGAAAUUCUCUGAUGUUCUUCAGGUUUACAGAGCAGGCCACAGAUCAAAACGUGAAGGUUAUACAAGCUAAUUUCCCUAAAAGUUCAGUGUAGGAGAACAUUGAAAAAGAUAUGAAAGACUUGGAUACUGGUGUUCUGGUUAACAAUGUUGGAAUGCUUCACAAUCCUCUUCCAUGCUGUUUCCUUAAUAGUCAGAAGGGUCUAAUUCUGGAUCUGUUAUCUGGUUAGAGUACUUUUCCUUGUCCAUUAUAUACAAUGUACUCAACUAGUAAGUCUUUUUUGUGCUCUAAUCCAUUGCAAAUAUCUGUAGUGAUUCCUUAUGGUGUUUCUGCUCCAAUGACAAUGUACCAAAACCCUGGUAUUACUACAAAGAUAACAGAAGAGUUUGUUACUGAAUCACUGGAGUGUGUCACCUUUGGAGUUGAGUUUUUUGGAUGUUUCACCCAUGAGACAUCUGAUUGA